Seminavis robusta is the source of this 1395-nucleotide messenger RNA. The record is from the annotation of a GenBank genome assembly. NCBI's taxonomy places the organism in Eukaryota, Bacillariophyta, Bacillariophyceae, Naviculales, Naviculaceae.
AUGACGAACUCUAAAACAACGCUGCGACUGCUUCUUUGUUUCUCAGGUUUUUGUGCUCGUGCUGCAUUUUCCUUUACACCCUUGACUCUGCCUAUCCAUACUGGUACCGGUAUACAUAGCUGUGGUCAACCAGCAUUGCUUGCAAAGAAGAACGUACUAGUACUGCAUCCACAAGUCCGUGCACCUGCACCUCCCACCACCAGCACACAGCUUCAGUUGGGAUUGGAUCCUCACAAUUUCUGGAUUACGCAGCAAGCUGCAGAAGCUGGUGGCAGUCUCUUGCAAGCCUAUGGCGACUUACUAAGGCACAAUCCCAUUGCUACAAAGGGAAUCACAGCCGCCAUUUUGGCUGCCUCCGGUGACGCCAUUGCCCAGUGGCGAUCCGACAGCGAGGAAUACGAUCCCAUUCGAGGUGCUGGAUUCUUCGUCUUUGGCGCACUCUACACAGGCGUCUUUCAGCAUUUUUGGUUCGAAUUCAUGAACACUCACAUUCAUGAUUGGGGCGACGCUUUGGGAAUAUGGGGACCUGAACGAGUGUCUUUUCCGGUACAAGAUGUCGUCGAUAAGUGGAGCGAAUGGUGGAAGUACUUUGAUGUCGUCACGCAGCUCGAACAACCACCUUCGUCAGAAGCAUUGGCUGCUGCCAAGGUCGCAUUCAACCAGUUUCUAACCAUACCAUUCGUAUACAUGCCACUCUUCUUCACUUUCACUGGUUUCAUCAGUGGCCUAGACUCAAACGAAUCAAUGGCCAGAGCAGAGUCCCUCUACUUUCCGCUACUGCAACGAAACUGGCUCUUUUGGCUGCCCAUGCAGUUCCUACAGUUCCUUGUCAUUCCUGCCGACUACCAAAUCCCUUUUAUUUCGGCAGCUAGUUUGGUUUGGACAGUCAUUCUUUCAUCGAUUGGAGCCGGGUCUGCUCCUCCCGUGGCUCCGUCACAGAUUGUUGCCUACGAAACCAUUACCGCAACCAGUGGUGUCAACGCUGGAGACGAAAUUGUCACCGUUUUACCGGUAGAACCUGGAGAUGCCAACACCAUUACCGAUAAUGUCCGCCUAGAAGAUGUCAUUCCCACAACGAUCAUGGCCAACGCAACGACAAGUGUGGUGGACCCCAUCACCAAGUGGACUGCAGGGGGACUCACGGCUGGUCUCUUGGCGUCAGCUGCCGAUGAAGGAGUCCUGGGAGCUGCUGUGGGAGCUUUCGUCGAUGCCGAUCCUGGAGUUGGAGUCGCAGCCGUCACCGUGGCGGCUGGAUUGGGAAGCUAUCUAGCGGCUUCCGCUGCCCAAAGCAAUCAAACGGAUGCAACCCAAGUGGAUUCUGAUGCUGAUUCUGAUCAUAUCGACACCGUUUUUGGAAAAAAAUUCAGCGCCGCUACCAAUGCCACACUCUCCUAA